This is a messenger RNA of Anoplophora glabripennis (Asian longhorned beetle), 1952 nucleotides long. Its product is annotated as deformed epidermal autoregulatory factor 1. Gene Ontology annotation, molecular function: DNA-binding transcription factor activity, RNA polymerase II-specific; DNA binding. The coding region runs from base 129 to 1400 and encodes 423 amino acids. Gene Ontology annotation, cellular component: nucleus. Gene Ontology annotation, biological process: regulation of transcription by RNA polymerase II. The record is from RefSeq and is a predicted model, not a curated record. The transcript is spliced from 3 exons. NCBI's taxonomy places the organism in Eukaryota, Metazoa, Arthropoda, Insecta, Coleoptera, Cerambycidae.
GGUACGUAUAGGAGGUAUCAUCCGCAAAUGAAGUGUCGUGAUGGAAAAGCCUUUUUUUCGUUAAUCCGGUAGAAGAAAAAACAUUGUAAAAACGAACGAAAAAUAAUAAACUACCUCCGAUUUUGGCUAUGGAGAACUCAAACUCGGAAGGCGUCGUCCUACCGGACAUUUCCGAAGCCGAACAGCUUGCGACCGAGCACGAUGGCGGCGAUAAUGGCGAUUCUGUUGUGGAAACGAAGAAUGCGAGGGUGUCCGCCGUGUCCGUUCGGCAUGCAGGAGUUCCCGUGUCUCUUCCCGUUGGUUCCCUCAUCACUAGCACCUUCAAUGUCAUCACUCAAGACCAAAUUCCACACUUCAAACCAAUGCUAUGUGUGGAUAACAAUGGCUAUUUGGCGACAGACGGCUCAGGCGGGGAGCUGAAAACUAUAGUUAUCCAACAAGAAGACGUUUCCGGAGGCACAGCUGUGAGUAACCCUGUCACGGUAACUACUCCAACGGUCGUUGGGUCCUGGAGCGACGCAGCUAAUGCAGCCGUUUUACCCGUUAGGUGCAAAAAUACAUCCGCAGAAUUACACAAAUCCAGAUUCGGCUCUGGAGGUAGGGGGCGUUGCAUAAAACUAGGAAAUUCCUGGUACACUCCCAGUGAAUUCGAAGCUCUUUGUGGAAGAGCCUCAAGCAAGGACUGGAAAAGAAGUAUUAGGUUUGGUGGAAGAAGUUUGCAGACUCUAAUAGACGAAGGGAUAAUCUUGCCUCAUGCGACAAGUUGCACGUGUGCAGCUUGUUGUGACGAUGAGACGGCUACAGGUCCAGUCCGCCUAUUUACCCCUUACAAGAGAAAACGUAAGAGAGAAAGCGAUUCCAUUAAACGUGAAGACAGCGAUCAACAAUCCAAAGAAGAGGCCUGGCAGAACCUCGCCGAAGGCUUGGAUUCUACGGAUUACCAGCUAAUGGAACCCGUGGGGAACGUGGAUCCUUCCACGCAGGUGAAACGACUGGAAGAUAUGGCCAUUCAGAUAAGUAGGCUCGCCACGGACUUUCGAAGGGGGAUCGAGGAACUGAAAGAAACCCUCAGCAGGCAAGAAGAGAAGUUCCAGAGGGAGAAAGAGGCGGCUGUUCUGGCGGCCCGGGUGGAGGCGCAGGUCGCGGCUUUGCAGCCAGAUGGCAAUAACGAUUCUACGUUACAACCCGCGCUCGAUAGUGAUAAUCAGAAAAAAUGUGCAAACUGCAAUCGCGAGGCCGUCGCAGAGUGUUCCUUAUGUCGGAGGACACCCUAUUGCACGACGUUCUGUCAGCGCAAAGACUGGGCUUCCCACCAGGUGGAGUGUGUGAGGGGCGUAGCGACAGACGCCGGUCCCCAGCAGUCCAUCAUGCUCAUUGUAGAGAGCACCGAACAACAGUGAGAACACGUUUUUUACAAAUCACUUCUGUGGUACCAAAAAUUUAUAAUGUAUAUAAUAUAUUUUAUAAGAUUUGUUAUUAUGACACUUAAAUAUCGAUUGUAUGACACGAAUCGUAAGACCCAUGAUAAGGCGACAUUUUUAGGUGCGAGGGUAAAAAUUUGUAUAUAGGAGUUUUUAUAAUGACGUUUAAAGUGAUUAUGAUAAAAAAAAAUUAUAAAUUACCAUUUUAUGCUAGUUCGAGUAGUUUUUGGAACAAAGGGAACGAGAAUGAAACUGAAUUUGAAAUUAUUUGCAUUAAUUAAAUAAUUAUUUUCCUUGAAUGGUUUCUUCUAGUCAUUGAAAUUAAUGAAAAAGGUUGUACAACAAUAUUUUCCAAAUUACGAAAUAUUUGCCGGGUUCGUCGAAGCUAUUUUAUUUAAAAAUAUUGCUUUGUCAGUCUUAUGAUUCCCAUAUUUGCUAAAUCACCCAAUUAAUUUUUAUUAUGUAUUAAAAUAUACUGUUUGUAAAUUGAUAAAAGUUUUGUCGUUAUCACGAUUAUAUGAUUUAUGUCUA